Gavialis gangeticus (Gharial) is the source of this 2693-nucleotide messenger RNA. RefSeq names its product solute carrier family 6 member 20 (gene SLC6A20). Gene Ontology annotation, cellular component: plasma membrane. The record is from RefSeq and is a predicted model, not a curated record. Lineage: Eukaryota; Metazoa; Chordata; Crocodylia; Gavialidae. The coding region runs from base 71 to 1849 and encodes 592 amino acids. The transcript is spliced from 11 exons. Gene Ontology annotation, biological process: sodium ion transmembrane transport. Gene Ontology annotation, molecular function: L-proline transmembrane transporter activity.
GCAGGGCUUGAAGAGAAACUGAAGGAGUGAAGUCAGGAACUCUCUACUGAAAUCUGUGCCUGCAAAUGAAAUGGAGAAAUCCCGACCAUUGUGGGACAAUCCCUUACAGUUUGUUUUCGCCUGCAUUUCUUAUGCAGUGGGGCUGGGAAAUGUCUGGAGGUUUCCGUAUUUAUGUCAGAUGUACGGAGGAGGUGGCUUUUUAAUUCCUUAUCUCAUCAUGUUAAUUGUGGAAGGGAUGCCUUUGUUAUUCCUGGAGCUGGCAGUAGGACAGCAUAUGCGUCAAGGGAGCAUUGGCGCAUGGAAAACAAUAAGUCCCUACCUCAGUGGAGUCGGUGUUGCCAGUGUGGUGGUAUCAUUUUUCCUCUCCAUGUACUAUAACGUUAUAAAUGCCUGGGCCUUCUGGUACCUGUUCCAUUCAUUCCAGAAUCCCUUGCCAUGGGCUGCUUGUCCACUGAACAGCAAUCACACUGGUUACAUUGAAGAAUGUGAGAAGGCAUCAUCUACUCAGUAUUUCUGGUACAGGAAAACCCUAAACAUUUCACCAUCCAUUGAGGAGAAUGGGAGUAUCCAGUGGGAGCAAGCCAUGUGCCUGAUCCUGGCUUGGCUGAUGGUCUAUCUAUGUAUUCUAAGAGGAACAGAGUCUACAGGCAAGGUUGUUUACCUAACAGCUUCUUUGCCAUAUCUUGUCCUCCUCAUCUACUUAAUUAAAGCACUAACACUACAUGGAGCUGUGAAUGGACUGGUUUAUAUGUUUACACCAAAGUUAGAGCAACUAGCAAACCCAAAGGCCUGGAUUAAUGCAGCUACUCAGAUUUUUUUCUCACUUGGUCUUGGUUUUGGAAGCCUGAUAGCUUUCGCCAGCUACAAUGAGCCAAACAACAAUUGUGAGAGACAUGCCAUAAUUGUCUCUUUGAUUAACAGCUCCACAUCAAUAUUUGCCAGUAUUGUGACUUUCUCCAUCUAUGGCUUUAAGGCAACAUUCAAUUAUGAAAACUGCCUGAACAAGGUGAUCCUACUGUUAAUGAAUGCUUUCGAUCUGGAAGAAGGAUUUUUAACUGCAGACAAUCUCAACCAUAUGAAAGAGCAGCUCAUGGUGACCUACCCAAAUGAAUAUGUAAAAUUACUACCACAGAUUAAAAACUGCAGUUUGGAAGCUGAACUAGACACGGCUGUCCAGGGAACCGGACUGGCAUUUAUAGUUUAUUCGGAAGCAAUUAAGAACAUGGAGGUGUCUCAGCUGUAUUCAGUGCUGUAUUUUUUUAUGCUUCUGAUGCUGGGCAUUGGCAGCAUGCUGGGAAACACUGCAGCUAUCCUCACUCCUUUGACUGAUAGCAAGUUCCUUUCCACCCACUUACCCAAAGAAGUCAUUUCAGGUAUUGUGUGUUUUAUCAACUGUAUUGUUGGCUUGACAUUCACCAUGAAAGCUGGGAACUACUGGUUUGACAUAUUCAAUGACUAUGCAGCUACCCUCUCUCUGCUGCUCAUUGUGCUGGUGGAAACUAUUGCUGUUUGCUAUGUUUAUGGGCUAAGAAGAUUUGAAGAAGACCUUCAUCUGAUGAUUGGACACAAACCAAGUUGGUACUGGAAAAUCAUGUGGGCUUUUGCCAGCCCAUUGCUAAUUAUCAGCCUGUUUAUAUUUUACAUCACUGACUACAUCCUCACAGGAACACUGCAGUACCAAGCCUGGGAUGCCACACAGGGUCAACUGGUUACAAAAGAUUAUCCCAGCUACGCUCUGGCAGUUAUUGGACUGCUGGUGGCUUCAUCCACAAUGUGCAUACCACUAGGUGCACUUGCAAUUUUUAUCAAAAGGAGACUGAAGAGGGAACACAGAUCAACUGUUGCAUGAACAUUUAAAACUGGUUUGGUAAAAGGUUUACUACCAGAUACAAAAACUGUGCACUUUCUGGAGACCCCAGCAACCAUUAUUCUUAGCAAUUAUUUAUAGAUCAGCUGAACCUUGUCUGUUUUAUUUACAAAAAAGCACUGCUAGCAGCACCCACAGUGGUUUAAAAAAAAAGUUUGUCUGCAGAAGCAGCAACUUUACGAGCGUCUCUGACACGUAAACACAAAGAAGGGCAGCUCAUGACAUGCUCAUUAGUGUACAUUUGCCAACAUGUUAACUGCAACUGUUAGACAAUUGUCUCACUCUGUAGUGCUACAUUCACCUUAUGAAAACAAGUUCUUAAGAAACUGGAAAACAUCUGAAUAGUCUGAAAGCCACUCUUUCCCAUGCGUACUAUUUUGAAGUAAUACAUAGCUUUACCAUUCAUGUUUUAUCAACUGGAUUUCUAUUGAGAAAAAGGUUGCUAGCAAGUUUUUCCCAGAUAAAUAAUGCCAUCCUGUAAGAGUCAAUGGCAAAUUUUCACUGAUGCAGACCACCCAUUGCAACCUGGCCCUUUGCUGCAGGCCUCAAGUGUCACCCCCCAACCCUCAAAAGUGGCCCGCUGCCUGCACUUAAUCUUGCUGCCAAUCCUCAGCCCUUCUGCAGCAAAGGUAAUCACACAUACAGCAGAGCAACAAGCUCUGCAGCAGAGGGGAUGGGCAGCAUCCGUGCCACAGAUUCCCUAAACCAGAUCAAAUCAUUGCCAGCUGCAUCUGGCCAGGAGAUGACAAGUUGCCAACCCCUGGCUUAGGUUUAAGGAUUAGCUGUGUCAAUUCUCAUGUUUCCAAAAACAAUAAAUACCUACUUU